AUGGCUGACGAAAAUGCUAUUCCUGCUCUCAAAAGUUCAAGUUCUUGCGCAUCAUCAGAAUCUUCAGCAAGAUCUGGUGGGGUCGAAAAGGAUGAUCCUGCCAAUCCCUUUAUCGAACCAAACCAAGCAGGUGUUAAAUCAUCACGAGGACCCUUAUUUCCAGCAGAAGUUUCCAGCCACAAUCUGGUUAUUAGCACACAGCUAGUGCCCCCACCAUCGCCUCAAAGUAAUGUGACGCCAGGCUAUGAUCCAAAUCGGCUCUCAUCAUCCAUUUUUGCCAAGCCUAGUAAUCCUGCCGAGUGGAGCGCCACUUCAAAUGAAUCGUUGUUCAGCAUUUACAUGGGAAAUAGUAGCUUCUCAAGAGAUAAUGCUUUCAUGUUAUAUAAAUCUGGAGAACUCCCCAAGUUUGAAGAGACAAGCAAUCCUUUACCCAGCUUGAGUCCUGUCAUUGAAGUAGAGAGCAAUGAUAGAAAGAAUAAAAAUAUAUCGAUAGAAACAGAGGUGAAAGAAAAAGAAUCGUCUGAUUCUGAAGAAAUGGAACCUAAAUCAACAGCUGAUAUCAAUACCAAAAAGGAGGUUCUGGUUGCAACAGAGAAAAUUAGCUGUCAGGAAAAGAUGCCUCCUGUCGAGGAGGUUCAAGUCUCCUUCUCCAGUAGUAACAGAUCAUUUCAAUUCCCACUAUUCGAUUCUACCUCAGGAAGGACAACUUCUUUCCAUGAGGUGACGGGGAAGCAUCCCUCGGAGAAGCACUCGCAACAGGAGCCACCAAAGCCUGCAGAAACCACCCCUGGAACAAACCCUAAGGCUGCGGGAAAUAGUUGGUUUUCUUGCUUCUCCUGCUGCUCACUUGGAUGUUAAAAGAGAAUUCUUCAUAACUAUUUUAACACCAACCUCUGUAAAUCUCCCUCUUCACGAAAAUUCCUGCCCUGUCCAUCGGAUCUAAAUAUGAACCAUAUUUUCUGCAAUUGUUGUUUCUUGUAUUGGUGAUUCUUCUUCCAAUGCAAAACCUUAGAGCUUAUACAGUCAAGGUAUAGAAAUCACCAUCUAAACUAAUUAAGUUGUAGAACCUACAGUCUUCAUUCAAUCAUGUGGGAGAAGUUUGGCUUUUAGAUUUUGAAAAAAGGAAGUCAACGUAAGAAUCAUGUACGAAGAUCUAUUGAUUUAGAAAUUCCAGAGGGAAAAUCAUAGGUUGGAUUCUUACAUUAGAUUCUUCAUUCUUCAUAACUAUUUUAUCUUGACAUCAUUUCUUAGUUUGUUUCUCUUUUUUAUUAAGAAUACUAGUGCCAGUCUUAAUAAAUUAAAAAAACGAGUGUUUUGUA
Messenger RNA from Populus trichocarpa (black cottonwood), 1319 nucleotides. RefSeq lists its product as uncharacterized. The record is from RefSeq and is a predicted model, not a curated record. The coding region runs from base 1 to 858 and encodes 285 amino acids. The transcript has 2 exons. NCBI's taxonomy places the organism in Eukaryota, Viridiplantae, Streptophyta, Magnoliopsida, Malpighiales, Salicaceae.